Messenger RNA from Pezoporus flaviventris, 1400 nucleotides. RefSeq names its product presenilin associated rhomboid like (gene PARL). Gene Ontology annotation, molecular function: serine-type endopeptidase activity. The record is from RefSeq and is a predicted model, not a curated record. Lineage: Eukaryota; Metazoa; Chordata; Aves; Psittaciformes; Psittacidae. Gene Ontology annotation, cellular component: membrane. Bases 1 to 1200 code for a protein of 399 amino acids. The transcript has 9 exons.
AUGGCGUCCGGCUGCCCCGGAAGAGCUUGGCGCGCUGGAGGCGCCCAACAUGGCGUGGCGGUGCUGGGCCCACGCCUGGGGCCCGCGGCCGCACAGGUACCCCCAGGCCGGGCCGGGGAGAGGAGCAGGGCGGGCGGUCGCGGCGGUACUGACGGUCUGCGUCUUUUCCCCCGCAGGCUGACGGUGCUGCUGGAGCAGCGGCAGGGCUUCCGCCGGGCGAGGCCGCGGUCCGAGGAGCCCCCAGCCGUCACCGCCGCCGAGGCGCGGCCAGGCCCGCCGGACCGCCGCCGCAGCCUCUGCCCGCCGCCGCCGCCGUCCCGCGCCGGCCGCCCCUCGGCACGCCGCCUCGUCAAGCCGUUUCUGUUCGCGGUGGGGUUCACAGGCUCUGCCUUCGGAUCCGCCGCCAUUUGGCAGUAUGAGUCGCUCAAGUCGCGGGUCCAGAGCUAUUUUGAGGAAGCCCGAGCAGACUGGUUCGAUAAAAUGCGGCCGCAGAAGAGGGGGGACUUCAGGAAGCAGGUUAACAGCUGGUGGAAUAGCCUGACUGAGGGUCAGCGGACUGUGACAGGUAUUAUAGCUGCAAAUGUCUUUGUAUUCUGUUUAUGGAGGCUGCCUGGUAUGCGACGGUUUAUGUUUACAUACUUCACCUCAGAUCCAUCCUCCAGAGCCCUGUGUUCUCCCAUGCUGCUUUCUACAUUUAGUCACUUUUCUCUGUUCCACAUGGCAGCAAAUAUGUAUGUUUUAUGGAGCUUUUCCAGCAGCAUUGUCUCUCUUCUGGGAUGCGAGCAGUUCCUUGCGGUAUAUCUUUCUGCUGGAGUUAUCUCCACUUUUGUCAGUUAUGUUGCUAAAAUGGCCACUGGAAGGUUUGAACCAUCGCUUGGAGCUUCAGGAGCUAUAAUGACUGUCCUUGCAGCUGUAUGUACAAAGAUGCCAGAAGCAAAACUCGCCAUCAUAUUUCUUCCAAUGUUCACAUUUACAGCAGGAAGCGCACUGAAAGCCAUAAUCGCAUUUGACUCUGCAGGACUUGCUCUAGGCUGGAGACUUUUUGACCAUGCUGCACAUCUUGGGGGAGCCCUCUUUGGGAUGUGGUACGUGACUUAUGGCCAUGAGCUCAUAUGGAAGAACAGAGAACCACUGGUGAAAGCUUGGCAUGAAAUGAGGACAAAGAACACAGGAAAGGGAGGAGGUGGAAGAUCUAACUGAUUCCAAUCCUAGAGAUUCCUUGUGCCCAAGUGGUACAUUACUUGAAGACAUGGGAUUUAAUUGGUUUUCUGCUACUCCACAUGAAGCCUCUAAGGAGCUGAAGUUUCUAAUGUAAAUUACAGUUACAAAAAUGCAUAUCAAUAGAAAAUGAACUCUGACAAAGGCGGAACAAUAAAGGUUUUUAUCCUGUUGCUUUCUGA